Messenger RNA from Saccostrea echinata, 1228 nucleotides. Its product is annotated as methylglutaconyl-CoA hydratase, mitochondrial-like. The record is from RefSeq and is a predicted model, not a curated record. Gene Ontology annotation, cellular component: mitochondrion. The transcript has 9 exons. NCBI's taxonomy places the organism in Eukaryota, Metazoa, Mollusca, Bivalvia, Ostreida, Ostreidae. Gene Ontology annotation, biological process: fatty acid beta-oxidation. The coding region runs from base 43 to 957 and encodes 304 amino acids. Gene Ontology annotation, molecular function: enoyl-CoA hydratase activity.
AUUUUAACUUUUAGUGACGCAAGCACUUGUUCCGGAGGUGGGAUGGCUUUUACUUUGAAGCGAAUGCACGUUUUGUGCAGAAAUGCACGAUGCAAAUCAUUUCUUGGGAGUGUCAUUCGCCGUGCACAGUUGUCAACAUUAGAUAGUGUGAAAAACAACGAACAAUGCAAAUUAGAAUAUCUUAGCGGCGAUAACAAAGGUAUUGCUGUUAUUUGUAUGAACAGACCAGAAGCAAAAAAUGCCCUGGGGAAGCAGUUUUUGAGAGAGUUUUCAGAUUGUGCAGAAGUUGUGAAAUUUGACAGAUCUCUCAGGGUCGUAAUUCUCAGGAGUUUAGUCAAGGGAGUAUUUUGUGCAGGAGCGGACUUGAAGGAGAGAGCUAAGAUGACUGACGCAGAAACUGGACCGUUCGUGGCAGGAUUACGCGCAAGCGUCUCGGAGGUAGCUAACCUCCCCAUGCCUGUCAUAGCGGCCAUUGAUGGCUACGCCUUAGGUGGAGGACUAGAGGUUGCCCUAGCUUGUGAUAUCAGAAUAGCAUCUGAUGACUCCAAGAUGGGUUUGGUGGAAACAAGGCUGGCUAUUAUUCCUGGUGGGGGGGGCACACAGAGAUUAACCAGAGCCAUUGGACCUGCCAAGGCUAAAGAGUUGAUCUUUGCUGCCCGAAUGUUCACUGGAAAGGAGGGAGAGCAGAUGGGGGUGGUUAAUCACAGUGUGGAGCAAAACUCUGAGGGUGAUGCUGGUUAUCAACAGGCGCUGAAACUGGCACAAGAGAUCCUCCCUCAGGGUCCUGUGGCACUCCGGGCUGCCAAGUUUGCUAUCAAUAGAGGAAUGGAGGUGGAUAUUUCUAGUGGUCUGUCUUUUGAGGAAGCAGGAUACUCACAGGUAAUUCCUACCAAAGAUCGGAGAGAAGCAAUGCAGGCAUGGCUAGAAAAAAGGAAACCUGAGUACCACGGUUACUGACUGUUGUCAAGGCAACCAUAAAAGUGAAUGUGUUUCAAGGCAGCCAUGAUUAUAAUAAUUAUGAGAUGAAAAAUCUUUACUUAUCCCAGAGUUAAUUGAAUUAAGAUUGUAUAAUUAUGUAACGUGUUGCAUGAAAUAGUACUGACCACAGAAAGAGUGCUGAAUUUCAAUUAGAAAUAACUAUUUUUAAAAAGUUUAUACAUAUACUUUACAAGUGUUGUUAUUAUUGUUCAAAAUAUGUGAUCAUUUAUAAAAUACUAGUACAUAAUAA